Messenger RNA from Dunckerocampus dactyliophorus (ringed pipefish), 2973 nucleotides. It is a transcript of the gene rab5b, whose product is annotated as RAB5B, member RAS oncogene family. The transcript has 6 exons. Bases 837 to 1487 code for a protein of 216 amino acids. NCBI's taxonomy places the organism in Eukaryota, Metazoa, Chordata, Actinopteri, Syngnathiformes, Syngnathidae. Gene Ontology annotation, molecular function: GTPase activity; GTP binding. The record is from RefSeq and is a predicted model, not a curated record.
UGUUGAUGAGCGGAGCUCUUCUCGCCACUUUGCACACAAAAUGCUGAAGGAAGGAAUCGUGGAAGUAGCCCUGAGCUGCAGCAGAUACUUUACUCAGCACACUGCUGUCAUUUGUGCCCUGCACCUGAGGACGACAACACGGACGGCAAUCACACACCUGAUUUCAAAGGCUGUGUCGUUUAGUCUCUACGAAUGACGGGACGAUAUAAUCUCACCGCUGUGUCCGCACCCUUCUGCUUCUUCCUGUUAGUCAUGACUUGGGUACGCUCACAUAUUACUUGAAAUAAAAAGGUUACGUGCACAUGUUGUUUUACAUUUCUAGUUCACCAGGUUGUGUCGUCCAUGCGGAACCAUCGUUUACCCGUUCGCCAUUGACGCUUGUCGACUGCCACAUAGCGCACCCAAGCGGCCCGGAGAAUGUUAACGUGGUUUCGCAGCAAUAAAGUCAUAUUUAACUGUACACUGCUUGCCCUUGGUCAAAUUUAGUUUAACAUGUACAGUAUAUAUUAUAGUCAUAUAUAUUUGUUAAUUUGUAUGUAUAAGUCGGCUCAAGACGGGGACAUACGGUCGUGGAGCGCUAAACUCCUGAGCUUGACAAUGCGGCAGUCAGUGCGCAUGCGUUUGUGUGCCAACAGGAAGUGUUUUGCCAUCAACCAGCUGAUGAAGCGACAUUAUUGUCAGGGGAAGCUGACGUUCUUUAGGUACCCACCUCACAAAGACGGACCAGGACAUUACCAGCCAGCCUUGACGACACAGCUGGAGGCAGAGCCAAGUGACCAGCAGCAUCCCAGAGUCACUGUGUCCAUCAGUGUGACGGCACCCUUGCACGGGUUGCUAUGAGCUCCAGAGGGAGUGGUGCAGGCCGCUCCAAUGGCACUCCACCGCAGACCAAGAUCUGUCAGUUUAAACUGGUGCUGCUGGGUGACAUGGCUGUGGGCAAGUCCAGCCUGGUGCUGCGCUUUGUCAAGGGGCAGUUUGACGAGUUUCAGGAGACGACCAUCGGAGCUGCUUUCCUGGCACAGUCGGUAUGUUUAGACGACACCACAGUCAAGUUUGAGAUCUGGGACACUGCAGGACAGGAGCGCUACCACAGCCUGGCACCCAUGUACUACAGAGGGGCUCAGGCUGCAAUUGUGGUCUUUGACAUCACCAAGCCGGAGACCUUUGAGAGGGCCAAGGCCUGGGUGAAAGAGCUGCAGAGGCAGGCCAGUCCCAACAUCGUCAUCGCUUUGGCAGGAAACAAGGCUGAUCUGUCAGAGAAGAGACUAGUGGAGUAUGAGGAAGCGCAGACGUACGCCGACGACACCAGCCUGCUCUUCAUGGAAACCUCGGCCAAGACCGCCAUGAACGUCAACGAGCUCUUCCUGGCUAUUGAUGAGAAGAGGGGACUGAGAGAUGCAGGGGACGUCGAGGAUCCGAGGGAGGAAUUAUCAUUUUGCUUUCAUCACUGUUUAGUUGUAAAACAUUGGAUGACAGUCACUGCUUGAAUUCAGCAAGGCAGUCAGACAGGGAGGGAGGUGGAAGAGGGGGUUGGGUGUCAUCCACGUAGCAGUGAAAAUCUAUGUCAAGUUGACAGAAAUGAUUACUAAGAGCUAGAGGGUAGAUGAUGAGCAGGGACCCCAAGACAAAGCCCUGGGACACACCAGAGAAAACGGGGGACAGAAGGGAUUUGGAUGAUCUGAGUUGAACAAAUUGAGUGGGGCGGAGUAACAUGAUCGGAACCGGUGGAGGGGUGGGGCUGGUGGGCGAUGCCAAUAUUCUGCAGUCUGUUAAGGAGGACGCUGUGUGAAAUGGUGUCAAAGGCGGCAGACAGUUCUAGAAUGAGGAUGGUGAGAAGUAGGGAUGCUCUGAUUGAUACACCGAUCAGUACCGGUCAUUUCCGUGAAAAAUCACUAUUGUCGUAUGCCGAUAAGUGCCUUUCAGUGGCCAUCACAAAAGUCCAUCACCUGUGGCUGGAACUUAUCCAGUCCGCAGCGAUGUAUGCGUGUAGUGCAGCUAACAUCUUGGGCGUCACACUCCUCCCACUUUCCUUCACAGUGCACAGGCGUGCCAAAACAAAAACAUUCAUGUCUGCUAUGUGGAACUUUACCAACACAUGCCACGACAUCCAUCCUGCAGCACCGUAGCAUUUAAAAAAGCUUUAACACAGCAUUUGAACAAACAUUUGACGGAGUCGCGGUGUGAUCAUCAGUCAACGGCGGCUAAAGCAGCUAUGUGGGAACUCGCCCGUAAUAUGUACGUGGCAGUCAGAAUGCUAAGCUAAUAACCCGAAAAAUUGAAUUCAGCGGAUGAGAUGACCAGCCUUUCUCAGAGGUGGAAGACACCGGGUUUGCCGAGUGCUCUCUCACUCACCUGGAAGUCCUGCUGGAGCUCCACCAAUGUACUCUCACAUCCAAAGUGUCCUUAAAGAAGGUGUCUCGGCCUCUAAGUUUCACCAGCGAUGUACAGUAUGUUCUCUUCAAAAAGUCAGAUAUGUUUUUGUCUAAAUUAAGGUGAUUUUAUGGUUCCUUUAUUCAUAUAUGGCCAGGAUCACUUAUAAAUUAAUUGAAAAAUGUGUAAUUAAUCCAUGUGAUUGGUAUCGGCCGAUUUCAGUCCUAGAUUAUCGGUAUUGGAAUCGGCAGCAUAAACCCUGAUCGGAGCAUCCCUUGUGAGAAGACUGGAAUUAGCUGCCAGGGAGGUCAUUAGUCAUUUUCAAAAGUGCUGUUUCAGUAUUAUGACUGGACUGGAAUUGUGUAUAUUAUUGUACUGUAUAUAUUGUAUAUGAUGUGGAAAAAUGAAAAUAAAAUACAAAAAGAUGCAUUCCUAUAUUUUAUAAUAGGCAACACAAUUUGUAAAGUAUUUUUUAGAAAAUCCCUGCAUUUUAUAAUGGAUGAAAAAAGUGAUCACCUGGUUGAUUUGUGCAUGCUGUUUAAAUUACUAUACUGUCAAACCAAGAUCAUUUCACGGGCGAACACUGCAUAAACCUUGCACUCU